GGUGCAUUAUUUUUUGGAGGCUUGGAGCUGCGCGGUGCAGUGACGCGCUUUUGUCCGUCCAGCACAGCAGCUAUCUAUCUAGCUUCAAAUCAUUCAUGGAGGAUUCAUCAUACGAACGCAUGCCGUCCGGCGGCAGAGACGGCGCAGUAUCACCGGCGGCGCAUAGCUACGGAAAGCAUGAAACGAGCGGCGAGCUAGAGAAGAUGCUGCUGGACUCUGAUAUUCCCCGAUGGGAUCGUCUCAAGCUUGCGACAUGGAUCGAGCUGAAGCUCCUCUGCUAUCUCGCUGCCCCUGCCGUCAUCGCCUACUUGAUCAACAACGUCAUGUCCAUGUCCGCCCAAAUCUUCUCUGGCCACCUCGGCAAUCUCCAACUCGCCGCCGCUUCUCUUGGCAACACCGGCAUUCAAGUUUUUGCCUACGGUCUCUUGUUGGGCAUGGGAAGUGCGGUUGAGACAUUAUGCGGCCAAGCUUUUGGAGGCGGAAGAUAUGAAAUGCUGGGAGUAUAUCUCCAACGGUCAACAAUACUCCUAAGCAUAACCGGAGUCUUUCUUUCUAUGCUGUACAUAUUCUCGGAGCCUGUCCUGAUAUUCCUCGGACAGUCGCCGGAAAUAGCCUCGGCAGCCGCGCUGUUCGUGUACGGACUGAUCCCCCAAAUAUUCGCAUACGCCGUCAACUUCCCCAUCCAGAAGUUUCUGCAAGCGCAGAGCAUUGUAGCGCCGAGCGCUUACAUAUCCGGCGCGACGCUGGCUCUGCACCUGGUACUGAGCUGGGUGGUGGUGUACAGGCUCGGGUUCGGGCUCUUAGGGGCGUCCCUGGUGCUGAGCUUUUCAUGGUGGGUGGUCGCUGUGGGACAGUUCGUUUAUAUUGUGAAGAGCGAGAGGUGCAGGAAGACUUGGAGUGGGUUCUCGGUCAAAGCCUUCUCCGGCCUCUGGGGAUUCUUCAAACUGUCUGCCGCUUCUGCUGUGAUGCUCUGUUUGGAAGCUUGGUACUUUCAGAUUCUUGUUUUGCUGGCUGGAUUGCUUCAAAACCCAGAGCUCGCUUUGGAUGCGCUCUCUAUUUGUACAACGAUUUCUGGGUGGGUAUUUACGAUAUCAAUUGGAUUCAAUGCAGCAGCAAGUGUGAGGGUAAGCAAUGAACUGGGAGCGGGGCAUCCAAAAUCAGCAGCAUUUUCAGUGGUGGUUGUGAACGUCAUAUCUUUCAUCAUCUCGGUAAUUGCCGCCGCCGCCGUUCUUGCAUUGCGGCGUGAUAUCAGCUAUAUGUUCACUGAGGGGGAAGUUGUGGCCGACGCCGUUUCGGACCUCUGCCCGUUGCUUGCACUCACUAUUGCUCUUAAUGGGAUCCAACCGGUCUUAUCUGGCGUUGCUGUUGGUUGCGGAUGGCAAAAGUUCGUAGCAUACGUCAAUGUAGGAUGCUAUUAUAUAGUUGGAGUUCCACUAGGAUGUCUUUUGGGAUUUCACUUCAACCUCGGUGCUAAGGGCAUAUGGGUUGGAAUGAUGGGCGGGACAGUGAUGCAGACGGUCAUUCUACUAUGGACCACGAUACGAACAGAUUGGGACAAAGAGGUAGAAGCGGCUGAUAAAAGAUUACAACAGUGGGGUGCAAGUGCAACAAAAGAGCCUCUCUUGAAGAGCUAGAAGGGGCACACAAUUGAUUGAUAUACGUUUGUAUAAUGGAAUUUUUUGUUUUAGUCCAUGCCAAUGUAUGUGCGUUUUACCAAUUUCCACACCUUGUUUAAUUUACAUAAAAUGGAUAUGACAUGUUGAAAUCAUUCUCCCUCCAUUAAGUACAAUGUGUUAGAGGUUAACUAAUAUAUUGUCAAUGGUGGUUUCACCAUAACAUACUAAAUAGUAAUGCUAAUGGGAUAAACUAAUUGUUUCUCAAUAACAAUUAGAUUGAAUCAAAUUUAUACUGUUG
Messenger RNA from Cuscuta europaea, 1914 nucleotides. The record is from the annotation of a GenBank genome assembly. NCBI's taxonomy places the organism in Eukaryota, Viridiplantae, Streptophyta, Magnoliopsida, Solanales, Convolvulaceae.